GAUUCCAACCCCAUUAAAGUUACUAGGAUUUAAGACGUUUGAGGCGGAUAAUGGACGGUUACAGAAUGAAAACACGGAAUUGACUUUGAUUAGGCCUACUUACUCAGACGGUUCUGUAAGGCAUUAUGAAAGUUUAAAGUUUAAAUUAUAGGUUAUCUUAAGUGAAGUAUACAUUGGUGUUUCCACACUACAGUUUGCCAAACGUUUAUUUUUAUAAAAUCGUUUAUAUAUUGAGGAAACAACGUAAUGCGAUUGAUUUUGCGUUCAAAAUGAGUUGUGUUUGUGAAGUUCUAUCGUGUAAUUCAACUUACGAACCAGGUAGAACAUAUCACAGGUUUCCGAUUGAUCCUACGAGGCGCAAGGAGUGGCUUAAAAUAUUGGGUAUUAAAGCAAAGGACUUGAAAACUGUUUCCGCUGUCUGUUCAAGACACUUUCGCUCCAAAGAUUAUGAAUAUAAUAAGAGGUUAUUUCCUGACGCUGUUCCUUGUUUAAGGCUAAACAUUGUCACAAAGAGAGUUCAAUCAAGUAAAAGUAAGCAUCUUAAAGUCAAUAUGGCAUCAAAACCAUCAUUCAAAAAACAAAAUUCAAAAUUUUCAACCAAAAUGAAGAAGAGCUCAAAAUAUGUGAAACUGGAAUCACUUACAAAUAAUGAAAAACGACCAUGUAUCGAUAGUAAAUCAAGUAGAAAGGACUUUGAUGAACAUGAUGUGAAUAAUCUAUCAAAAAUUACAAAAUGUUUAACUCCACAAGGUCAGUUAGAGGAAGGUAAAUUAAAUAUUUCAUCAGAGAACCACAAUCAAGAAUCCUUCCCUAAAGAAAUAAUGUUGUCAAACACAGUAGAAAAUAUAUCAGAAUCCAAACUAAAUACAAGGCGAUCGCUACAACUUAAUAGGUUUCAUGCAGGAACAAAAGAAAAUAUAUCAACAGGCUGUCUGUAUGGACUUUCCCCAAUUAAUAGAAAUCAAUUGUCAAAAUAUAAAUAUUGUUGUGCUGAAAAUGUAGUUAAAACAUCUACACCAAUUCACUCAUCAGAAUCGAGUAAAAAUCCUCAUAAGAGGUCUCUGGAACACUCUUGCCCUGAAAGUGUUAAAAAAAGAAAAGCCACAAAACAAAACAUUUUAUCUCGCAGUAAAAAUUCAAAAUCAACUUCUCAAAAGAAUAAUUCCGUAGCCCGUUUGAGAAUCGCUACAGAGGAUAACAUUAGCAACUCUAAACUGAGUUGUAGUAUAAUUCGCAUUGAAAAAACAAUUGCGGAAAUGCAAAACAGAAUUAGACAUUUAGAACAAAAAUCGAUUUUAGAUCAGAAGAAAAUUGAAACUUUUAAGAAUGCUCUAAUAGAACAACGAAGAAAUGAUAUCAAAACCUUGAUGGAUGAGAAAGAGAAUGAGUUGCUGUUGCGAAUGGAUCUUUUGUACAUGGACUACGACCCAAAGAGAAUUUGCCGGCUCUGCCUCGUACUUGUUGAUAAAAAAGAGUCACUAACUUCGCUGGAUUCUCAUCCAAAAAAUCAAGCUCUCAUCUCACUUAUAAGGAGUGCAACCAACAUUCAGAUCGAGCUCGAGGAUGGCCUACCAUCAGGUAUCUGCAGCGAGUGUCUACAUCAGAUAAAGAGGAUAGACUGGAUACAACGUAAAACUCGCAAGUCAAACACACUGAUUAAAAAAUUUGUAAUGAUGAGAAAGAACUUGAAUGAAAACUGCAGCACUGGAUCAUCUUCAAUGAACACAUUGGGAACUGAGAAACUGCUUCUCAGCGAUAAUCUCUUUGAUGAAAUUGAAGAAGAGGAAGGAACAGAUGUGUUCAAAAUUGAAGAUGUCUUCUCUCUGGAGAGUUCUACUGAUACAAUACCAUUUGAUGAGACGACAAUCAAGCAAGAGGUGUUAUCUGAUGAGGAGGAAGCCAAAGAGGAUUUCAUGAGCCAUCUGUCUUCUGUUGAACCGGUCAUUCCAGUCAGGAGAAAGCGGAUAUGUAGACAAUGUCAGACUAAGUUCACAAACAGCUGGACAUGGAUCAAACAUUUUAAAUAUUGUAACGGAACAUUCCAGUGUUCAGAGUGCAAUAAACGGUUCUGGAACGCUCGGUUGUUUCGGAUCCACAAGGUGAGACGACAGUCGUGUGUGUGUGAUGAGAGCCUAAGGUACUGCUACGAUUGCCAGAUAGUGUUCCGCUGGAAGUGGGAGCUUGUAUUCCAUGUUUUCCGACAUGGGUUGGAACCUUGUGGAUGUGUAACUGGUGAAUGUUGGGUCCUGACGAAAAUUGAAUAACCAUGUUCCGCGUAUGCACUCCGAGCAGUAAUUUCCAGUUACACAUGGUAUGGACCUUUCAGAAAACAAUAUAUUAGAAAUCUGUUUAACUAUUCUUUUUUUCCUGGUUUGUAAUCAGAAAUGGUUUAGUUCACUGUGCAUCUAAAAUAUUUUUGACUAAAUUAUUGAAAUAUGUAUACCUUAUGUUAGAGCAUAACCUGUGAUCAACUGGGACACAUUUCUUUAUUUUUAGACAUCCACAGAAUUUUUAAUCACGGAGUAUUAGUUACUAUUAUUUAGGGAUUUUGAGACAGGUCUAAUGCAAAUAGGCCAGACCCAGUUUACUCAAACAUGUUGACCAUGAAGAGUUUUAUCCUUCUUCUCCACUUUGGGCACUAAUUUUAGUUACCUUGUUUUGAUUGGCUUAAGAUUUUUACCAUUAACUUCAAGAUAAGUUAGUUAGUAUGAUUACUUAUUAUUCGUGUUCUUUACAGUUCUCGUGGUUUAAGCCAUUGAGGCAGUAGUUAUAUGUGCCUCUGCAGGCCUAGUAGCAUUAAUUAAUUUAGGUGCAAAUGUAAGUGUUUAGUUAUAACGUAUUAACUUUUUUUAAAUUUA
Molecule: messenger RNA, 2858 nt
Organism: Homalodisca vitripennis (glassy-winged sharpshooter)
Lineage: Eukaryota; Metazoa; Arthropoda; Insecta; Hemiptera; Cicadellidae
Exons: 6
Coding region: 270-2264 (664 amino acids)
Cellular component (GO): nucleus
Molecular function (GO): sequence-specific DNA binding; zinc ion binding
Source: RefSeq, a predicted model, not a curated record